Messenger RNA from Calypte anna (Anna's hummingbird), 2553 nucleotides. RefSeq names its product von Willebrand factor A domain containing 2 (gene VWA2). Bases 92 to 2488 code for a protein of 798 amino acids. The transcript has 14 exons. Gene Ontology annotation, molecular function: calcium ion binding. The record is from RefSeq and is a predicted model, not a curated record. Gene Ontology annotation, biological process: calcium-independent cell-matrix adhesion. Lineage: Eukaryota; Metazoa; Chordata; Aves; Apodiformes; Trochilidae. Gene Ontology annotation, cellular component: basement membrane.
CUCCCAGGCAGGCAGCCGCGGCGAGGAGCACGGAGCAGCCCGGGCAGGCACCGGGACGGGGUCCGGUGGUACCGGGCGGGAGGAGCAGGCGAUGGGGUUGGUCACCAUGAGCCUUUUGUCAUGUGAGUUCAUCUUCAUUUUCCUUUUUCCCCAAGUUUUGCUGGUGUUGGGUAUGCAGGAAAUCCACGCUGAUCGGGAGAUGAUCAGCAAGGCCUCAGCUGCUGGCCAGUUGAUGCAGUGCUCUGCUCCAUUAGAUGUCCUUUUCCUCUUGGAUGGCUCCUACAGCAUUGGCAAAGGAAGUUUUGAAAGGUCUAAGCACUUUGCAGGCAAGCUCUGUGAUGCCUUGGACAUCCAUCCAGACAGGGUCCGUGUUGGAAUGAUACAGUUUAGCUCAACUCCCCACCUUGAGUUCCCACUGGAUUCAUAUCUGACCAAACAAGAAGUGAAAGAGAAAAUCAGGAGUAUUGUGUUCAGAGGUGGGAGGACAGAGACAGCUCGGGCUCUGAAAUACAUCCUCCGGAAAGGAUUCCCUGGUGGCAGAAACUCCAGUGUCCCUGAAGUCCUGAUCAUCAUUUCAGAUGGGAAGUCCCAGGGCAGCACCAUGAUGCCUGCAAUGCAGGUGAAGGAGAGACACAUCAUGGUUUUUGCAGUGGGAAUCAAGUUUCCAAGGUGGGAGGAGCUGCAUGUGCUGGCGAGUGAGCCCACCGAGCAGCAUGUGCUCUUUGCUGGAGAUGCUGAGGAUGCUGCCAAUGGCCUGUACAGCACCCUCACUGCCUCUGUCUGCAGCACCACUGCCCCAGGCUGCAAAGUUGAAUCCCACCCUUGUGAACUCAGAACCCUGGAGACUGUGAAAGAGCUGGCUGGAAACCAUGUGUGCUGGAAAGGCUCAAAGCAGCCAAAUGUUGUGCAUGCCUCUCUGUGCCCUUUCUACAGAUGGAAGAGAGUCGUGUUAAAACACCCAUCCAGAUGCUUCCGAACUGUUUGUCCAGACCCUUGUGACUCCCAGCCAUGCCAGAACGGGGGCACGUGUGUCCCAGAAGGGCUGGAAAAAUACCACUGCCUCUGCCCUGUGGGAUAUGGAGGAGACAUCCACUGUGCACCAAAGCUGAGCCUGGAGUGCAGUGUGGAUCUCCUUUUCCUGAUGGACAGCUCGGCAGGGGUGACACUGGAAGGGUUCCUGCGUUACAAAGCAUUCCUCAAAAGGUUCCUCCAAGCAGUGAUGGGCCAGGACUCACCCAGCAGUGUGGGGGUGGCCCAGUAUGAUGAUGAUGUCAGGAUACCCAUUGAAGUGGGCCAGCACAAGGAUGCAUUCAGUCUCAUGAAAAGCAUCGAUGCUUUGAAUUUCGGUGGAGGAGGAACCCUGACGGGCAGAGCCCUGCAGUACAUUGCACAGCAUGGUUUUAGGAGCACCCCAGCCUUGGAGGAUGUGCAGGAGGAUCUGCCACGUGUGGUUGUCUUGCUCACUGACUCCAAGUCUCAGGAUCCCGUGGCAGAGGGUGCCAAAUAUGCAAGGGACCAAGAUCUCUUCUUGAUCGGUGUGGGCAGCAGCUUCUUGAGAGCAGAGCUGACUGAGGUUACUGGCAACCCAAAGCAGACAAUUGUCUACUCAGACCCCCAGGACCUGUUCAAUAGGAUCCCAGAGCUACAGAGAAGAAUCUGCAGUGUGGACAAGCCUGAAGGCUGCCAGGCCCAGUCUCUUGAUUUGGCAUUUGCAGUGGAUGCCUCAGGUGGAGUUGGCGUGGACAAUUUUCUGCAGCUGAGGGACUUUGUCAGGAGCAGCUUUUUGCACUUCAGCAUCAACCGGGAUGUCACCCAAAUUGCCCUCGUGGUCUAUGGCAGCAAAGCUCACACUGUGUUUGCUUUGGACACCCACACAAGCAAUUCAGCUCUCCUCCAAGCCAUUGACCAAGUGCCUUUCUUUGGGGACUCAGCCUCUGCUGGAAGUGCCUUGCUGCAUAUUUAUGGUGAUGUGAUGACAGUGCAGAAGGGAGCAAGACCUGGUGUCAACAAGGCAGUGGUGGUGCUCACAAAUGGAGGGGGCAUGGAGGAUGCAGCUGGCCCAGCUCAGCAGCUGAGGGACAAUGGCAUCUUGGUGUUUGUGGUUGUGGUUGGGGAGGCACAGAGGGACAUGCUGCUGAGGGUUGCUGGGUCUCCCAACUACCUGGUCCAUAUCUCCUCCUUUGAAGACCUGCAGCAUUACCAAGACCUUAUCAUUGAAAGGAUCUGUGAAGAAGCAAAAAGUCCUGUGAACCUGUGCAAACCCAACCCCUGCAUGAACCAGGGCGUGUGCAUCCUUGGGCCUGGGAGCUACCGGUGUGAGUGCCAUGGCUGGGAAGGACCCCACUGUGAGACCAGAGUUGUCCGGGGUGAUUCUCCAAGAUCCCUGGUCCUUCCUCCACACUCCCACAUGCAGCAGAGUUCAAGGGGUUUGCAGCACUUCUCCAGAGUUCCCUGGCACACCAAGAGGCAGGUGAAGCAGAGACACUGACCCAGAUGUACCCAAUGCUCCAGUUCUCUGACCAUGAAGUUCCUGCAUUGCACAAACUCUGCAUC